UGCAUUGAGUGACAGUUGCCGCAGUGAGGCCCGUGUGUUGAGAUGUAGCGGUUGAGCUCUACAACAACGCGUGUCAGUUCAACUCGCGUCCCUAUAUACUUGGUUGCAGCGCAAGGAAUUUACUACAAGCAUAUUGUGUGUCUGACUGUCAAGUGCGAUCUGUCAACAUGUCUUGGAUCUGUUUCCUGGCUGUGAUCGUGUGUUGCCAGGUCAUGGUGCAAUGUGCUUGUGAGAAAGAUGAAUAUGACUUAAAUGGACAACAGUGUUGUACAAGAUGCCCGGCAGGGUCCGGGGCUACUCAGCAAUGUACUGUUGUAAAUAACACCUCAUGUGAACAGUGUGCAGAGGGAAGUACCUAUUCACCACACCGAAGUCACUCUCAGCCUUGUCUGAACUGCACCAAGUGCCCAAAGGAUGCAUUUGUGAAAUCACCAUGCAAUACUACUCAUGACACUGUGUGCGAAUGUGCAUCAGAAUAUUUCUUUUCUUUAGACACUGGAGAGUGUAAGGCUUGUGAAAUUUGCCCAGGAGGCUGGGGAAUCUCAGUGCAGUGCAGCCUUAACCAGAAUUCAGUGUGUGACUCUUGUCCAAAUGGAACAUUUGCUCGUGAAAUCAGUUUCACUGAAAAAUGUCAACCAUGCACAGUUUGCUCCAGUGACCAGAAGAUGCUGCAGACAUGCUCGCCAUCCCAGGAUACAAUAUGUCUAAGUGUACCUAUCUACAGCACAAACCCAGGGGGUAAAUAUCACAUCCCUAAUGAGCACACCAUCCAGAAAGAACACAAGCCUCGGGAAAAGGAUAUUGAUAUCAUUCCCUUAUACUGUGCAAUUCUUGGAGCUGUGGUGGUUGGACUUCUGGGAUACGUUAUUCUUGUUCACUAUCGCAGAAUGAAGGAAAAGCGUCUUGUACGAGAGCCUCAUGAGGAUGUUGAAUACUCUAAAGCUUCAGGUGGAGACAGUGGGAUUUAUGUGGAAGUUGAACAUCAGCAAAAGGGAACUAAUUGUGCCAUUGUAACAUGUGCAACUAGGAUACGAGACCUGCCACAAGCUAAGAAAAGGGAACUGGAGCGGUGUUUCUCUCAGAGUGCAAGUCAAACAGAAUGGAGAGGGCUUGCGAAGGAAAUAGGAUUCAACAGUAGAAAAAUAUCUGGCUUUGAAUCCAAGUCAAAGCAAGAUUCUGUUAUUCCAAUGCGACACAUGAUUCAAGAAUGGAGCAAAAGUGAUGCAGCAACAGUGGGUGUUUUGAUCCAAGCUCUGAAAAAUAUUGGUCGUCUUGAUGUUUUACGAAGCAUGCACAUCGCAGAUUCCACUGAACUCCAACCAUUGAAUAUGAACAAUCCUCAGCAUUUUGUGUUAUAGCUGGAAACAUGGGGGAUGUUUGCAAUAUCAUCAAGAUCUCUUCUGGACCUGUGCUGCUUGGACAUUUUGUCAGUUCAAAGGAGAUCAGUUCAUAACAGAUAACAAUGAGAGUCAGAUUGCUGUAUUGAAGCUUCAUCGCAUUUAGCAUAAAUAAUCUUUUUCUAUUUGAGACUGUGAAGCUAUCAUGUCCCUUUUUGUUAAUGAUUUGCAUAUUAUUAGUGAUGUUGCUCAUUAAUAGGGUUUUCCUUUGCCAACACUUAUUUUUACAAUUAUCUGUAUGGUUUUCUUACCCAGGUGCAUAAUUUUGAUAUCUCUUUUCAGUGGUAGGUGAACAAAUUAUUCAGUUCAAAGUAAGUUUUAAAAAAGUAAUUGUUAACUAAAUUCACAUGGUACUUCUAAUAUAUGUAAACUGAUAGUGACGUUCUCUGAUAUGAACUGAUCUGUUAUGAAGAUAAUGUAUUCAUAUAUGUGAUAUCUUACCACUGGAAUAUAAUUCCAUUAUGUGACAUUUGUUGUGCUGAAUACAACUUGGACUUAGACAAUACUUGUCAAAGAAGACACCUGCGUGUCUGAAAAAAAACACUUGUCAAGGAGGGACAAGACUGAAUGGAACAACGUUGUGAUAACAGAAUUAUACAGUGACAGCUGUGUGAAAUACGAUGUAUAUAUCAUUGUCGUUAUGUCUUCAUGUAGUAACAUAGUUAUCUCGUGUUGACAAAAGUUUGCCUUUAAAAAAGGACAUUUUCACAUUUCAGCAUAUGGCACCAACAUCUUGAAUUACAGAACUUCGUGACUUGCAUUCUUUGGAUUAAUGUGAAUGUUACAUGAAUCUCAUCAGUGUGAUGACAUUUUUCGUCAAGACUUUGUGAUAUAGCGACAUUGAGAUUGAUGUAAAUAUUUCAAAACAUUUCUGUGUGGGAAUAUUGUCAUUGCUUGUGAUGUCAUUUUGACAUGCAUGGAUACUUAUUGACAUCAUAUUCUUUGCGAUGUCUGUAUAAAUGUGGCAAUAUGUCACUGUUUGAUGAGAAUGAGGUUUGAUAUAUAUGAUAUCCAUACAUGUGAUAUGAACAGACGUUCAUUUCACCUUUCAUCUUCUCAUUACUGUUACCACAACAGGAUGCAAUCAGUCAUUCCUUCAUUCUAUUCACACGUUUACUGGUAGGAAGAGAAUUUCAAAAAUGUUCUCAGAAUCUGUGUGCCUUUCAAAGUUAUCCAAUUGUUCAAAAUAUACAAUCAAUAUUCUUCUUUUACCUUUGAUUUUGUUGAGGUCCUUUUAAUUGUAAAUGUUAUAAAAAUGAAUUUACAGCAUAUAAGUUAGAGAUUUUGAGAUAAUGUUUACACAUUAUUGGUCCCUUUAUCUCAGAAAAAAGCUGCAUAUUUUCAUCCAAUAAGGAUUAAAAGUCUGCCAGUAGUGUCUUCCUGUGACAUUAAAUAAUUGUUUGUACCUUGCUGUCUCAUCUGUCACUGUCUGUGUGUAUAUAUCUAUCUCCCAGUAACUUUGAUAUUGGCGUCGAGGCACAUGUAUGGACAUGAUAGGAUAUCAAAUCAUUGUCAAGACAUAAUCUGUUUUAAUAACACAAGGGUAUUUCUUGUUACACAGCACACAUUGUUCAAAGUCAUUCUCAUGUGAGUUACUGUAAAGAAUAUUCAGCCAAGAGUGAUCUUCCAGUUCAAAUGGGGCUAAAUAUGUGCAUCUUCAUGACAAAAUGCAAUGUUGUUGAUUACACUGUUUUCUCAGGUGGAUUCAAAUCAAAGUUGAUAUAGGAAUGAAGAUAAGCUGUAAGUAGCUAUUUCAAGAUCAAAGGCUGUGUCUUAUGCUCAAAGAUUGGUUUACACUCAAGGGUUCAGUAAUCAAAUUCGCAGCAAUUUGAAUCUUUAAUUUCUCUCAGGUACCAUGUCAUAAGACUCAACAAUUAAAGAAAGUUUAAUGAAAAUGCAAUGAUUAUAAACAGUGGAGUGCCUGAAUACAAGUGUUUUGAGCUUAGGUUGUACCUUAGCAAUUAUUGUCAAAUGUCAAGGUAUUUAGACUAAUAGCACAAUGAUUAUUCAAGCUGACCUGGGGCAGAUGUCAGUUGUUUUUGUAUGUUAUUUUCUAUAAUAACAAAAAACAUGUUAUCAUUGAUACAUUGACAAUGCUCGUUUUAUGAAUCAAACCCUUUUAUAUUUGUUUCAAGCAUUUACAACUAUUUUGAGAAUGUGUUUAACAAGAUACCCUAAACUGGACGUCAUGACAUUGUUUAUAGUGACUCAUUGUAUUACACCAUUUUUCAGAAGGAAUAUUUAUGUAUUUGAUUAUUAUAAUGGAUUGUAUGAGAUAAUAAAAUCCUCAUCAUAAA
Haliotis rufescens (red abalone) is the source of this 3694-nucleotide messenger RNA. Its product is annotated as tumor necrosis factor receptor superfamily member 16-like. The transcript is spliced from 5 exons. Bases 168 to 1358 code for a protein of 396 amino acids. Gene Ontology annotation, biological process: Rho protein signal transduction. Gene Ontology annotation, cellular component: cell surface; plasma membrane. Gene Ontology annotation, molecular function: coreceptor activity; death receptor activity; nerve growth factor binding. Lineage: Eukaryota; Metazoa; Mollusca; Gastropoda; Lepetellida; Haliotidae. The record is from RefSeq and is a predicted model, not a curated record.